AUGCUGCACUUCGCAAGGAGGACCGGGCUGUCAGCAGCGCUCAUCUUCAUUGACCUGUCUGCCGCGUACUAUGCGGUGAUCAGGGAGACGCUGUUUGGCAAGGAUCUUUCCUCGCGCCCGGUGCACGAAAUAGCGGAGGCGCUGGGUCUUGACCGGGAUGAUCUCCAAGCACUCACGCAUUUGAUAGAAAAUGAGGCCAUACUUCAGCAGCAGGAUGCCCCCGUGCUUAUGCGCGAGCUUGCCCAGGAGUUCCAUCAACAGACAUGGUUCGUGCUGCACGGCGAUACGCAUUUGAUUUCAACAUUCCGUGGCACCCGCCCGGGUGGAACACUUGCAGACAUCAUGUUUAAUCUGUUGUUUGGGCAGGCGCUGCGCAGACGAAAGUCCAGUUCCCUCCGCUCUGCAGUUCCCUCUGUGCCCUGGGGCGGUCAUCGCUCCCCUUUUCCCCGACAUCUUGAGGGAAGCUCCUCAGCGAAAGACAUUCCUGACAUCGUGUACGCAGACGACCUCUGCAUCCCGGUCGUCUGUGAUAAGGCAUCCAAUCUCAGGAGCGUGGUCUCUGCAGUUGCGGCAGACACGUUCGACACACUCACCCCGCAUGCCCUCCGCGUCAACUUAGGCCCCACUAAGACAGCCGCGAUCAUGGCUCAUACUGGGGUGGGGUCACGUGCGGCCAGACACGAGUCCUUCGGAGUGCUGAAGGGUCGAGCACCGAUUCUGCCUGAGGGAAAAGGCCUCAUGUGGUUGGACUUGGUAGCUCGAUAUCGUCACCUCGGGGCGGUUGUGGCCUACGACGGCUCUUUGCGUGCGGAUGUCAAACAUCGACUGGCCCUUGCUCGCAAUGCGUUCAGAGAUGGGCGCCGCCGAUUGUUCGCGUGCAAGGACGUUCCCCUGAGCCGGCGUGCUAUCUUUUUCAAAACCCAUGUCCUGUCGACCCUCACUGCAGGGAUUGGGAGCUGGCCUGCUUUAGGCGAGUGUGAUUGGAUUCUCUUUUCUGGCGGUCUUUUAGGCCUGUACCGCCAACUCAUGGGACUCAGGGCCCAGGGGAAUUGGAAUCUCACUGUCUCCCAGAUCCUUGCAUCUACUGGGUUGCCGGCAGCGGACACUAUUCUUCACGUUGAGAGGCUUCGAUUCCUAGGCCAGCUUGUCCGACAUGGCCCGGAUGAGCUAUGGGCCUUGCUCGGCUGGUACACAGAUUACCAACGUGCUGUCAGAUCUGCCGGUGCCUGGCUCCUGCAGACUGGCGGCACAGCAGCCACCCUUGGUCCCAUUGAACACAACUGGGAGCGAUGGGCGUCCCUCAUGCGUGAUAGUCCUGGAAAAUGGAAAGGCCUUCUCAAGCGUGCGGAGGCCUGGUACGGUUGCCGGCACGAUCUCCAGGCCAGAUUUGACUAUAUUGUUAGGCAGCAAUGGGGUGCACACUCGCAGAGGGUCCACGGCUAUCGCCACCCAGCCACCCGCUUGGCAACAGGCGGUGCUUGCAGUUUCUUGAAUCACAAGAUUCUCCCGAAGGAGGAGGAGUUCUGUCGACCAUUGCGAUUGGCCUUGCAAAGCACUGUCUUCAACUCCGAUCAGGAAAUCUAUGAUGAGGUCGUGUCCCAUAUUGCCCCCCUUCCUGUCUUGCGCCACACUGUGACGGGGUGGAUGCGGGAGCUACAGAACGACGGUAUUCGACAAAUGGCUGCUGACGUCCUGCUAGUGCUUACUCCUGAGCACCUCUGCACGCGUCUCGCAGGCAAACAACUCGAGGUUCUUGCGCCUGUGCCGUCAUUUAGCCCUUGCCUCCGUUGCCCGCUUCUGCGGUGCCCCGCUCCUGCGGCACAUGCCCUGCAUUUCGGGAGGGUUGACACAACGUGGCGUCAGCGUUGGAAGCUUGAGGGUGUGACUCUUGUGCCUAUGACUUUGGCAGAUGUCCCUUUCUCUGCGCUCCGGUGUUACGCUGUCUCCGUGGAUUUCCCUGCUCCACCAGAUGACCACUUUCCCCUGCUCUUGCCAGCCCUUGGAUCCUUGAAGGCCAUGCGUAAAUACUGCGCGUGG
This is a messenger RNA of Symbiodinium necroappetens, 2037 nucleotides long. The record is from the annotation of a GenBank genome assembly. NCBI's taxonomy places the organism in Eukaryota, Dinophyceae, Suessiales, Symbiodiniaceae.